Messenger RNA from Umbelopsis ramanniana AG, 3122 nucleotides. RefSeq lists its product as uncharacterized. The transcript has 10 exons. Gene Ontology annotation, molecular function: methylenetetrahydrofolate dehydrogenase (NADP+) activity; ATP binding; methenyltetrahydrofolate cyclohydrolase activity. Gene Ontology annotation, biological process: tetrahydrofolate interconversion. The record is from RefSeq and is a predicted model, not a curated record. NCBI's taxonomy places the organism in Eukaryota, Fungi, Mucoromycota, Umbelopsidomycetes, Umbelopsidales, Umbelopsidaceae. Gene Ontology annotation, cellular component: cytosol. The coding region runs from base 43 to 2922 and encodes 959 amino acids.
UGUAUAUCCUGGCCGUGACACCCGAGCGGGCUAAAAAUUGUCAUGAACUUGUUGUUGCGCUUACCAGCCUUGACUCCGUUAGUUCCUUUGUCUCGUACAUCUCGAAACAUCAUGACGCUCGCAUCACCCAUUGACGGGAAAGCUUUAGCUAAAUCGGUUCGCACCCGUGUGAAGAUUACUCUAGCUGAAACUAGAGAAAAGUACCCUCACUUCAACCCUCAUCUCGCCAUCGUUCAAGUCGGUGGCCGAGAAGACUCUUCUCUCUAUGUUAAAAUGAAAGAAAAGGCUGCCAACGAAACCGGUAUCCUCUUCACCCAUGAAAAACUUGCUGAAUCCGUUAGCCAAUCUGAUCUUCUUCGCAAAGUCAAAGAACUCAACAAUAGACAUGAUGUUCAUGGUAUUCUCAUCCAGAUGCCUUUACCAAAGCAUAUUGAUGAAGCUGCUGUUGUGGAGGCUAUUGAUUACCAAAAGGAUGUUGAUGGCUUCCAUGCCAUGAACAUUGGCAAUAUGGCCAAGAGAUCCGGUCAGCCUUUGUUCUUGCCUUGCACACCAAGAGGCAUCAUUGAACUCUUGAAGCAUAGCAUCAAGGACAUUCGUGGUAAACGUGCUGUUGUCUUGGGUAGAAGUGAUAUUGUCGGAACCCCUGUUGCUAGCCUGCUUGCUGCUGAAGACGCUACUGUGACACUGUGCCAUUCAAAGACUGAGAAUGUCCAAGAUAUCAUCCGGGAAGCCGAUAUUGUUGUUGUUGCCAUUGGAAAGCCUGAAUAUGUUCAGAAGGACUGGGUCAAGCCAGGAGCUGUUGUCAUUGACGUUGGUAUGAACGCUAUUGAAGAUGCUACCAAGAAGGCAGGUCAGCGUUGGGUAGGAGAUGUUGAUUUCAAUGGUGUAUCUCAGGUCGCCUCUGCCAUCACUCCUGUUCCCGGAGGUGUCGGCCCAAUGACCGUUGCCAUGCUCUUAGAGAAUACAUUGAUCAGUGCCAAAAGAUUCUUUGACCGAAGCCGCAACAGAUCUAUUCAGCCUCUCCCUCUCCAGCUUGUUGAGCCUGUUCCUUCCGAUAUUGACAUCGCCGUUUCUCAGGAACCACGUAAUGUGCAGGAAAUUUGCCAGGAACUCGGUCUCUCCGGCAACGAGUACGAACUAUAUGGUCAGACCAAGGCCAAGAUCAGUUUAGAUGUUCUCAAGCGCCUUGAUUACCGUCAAGAUGGUAAAUACAUUGUUGUUGCAGGUAUCACACCUACUCCCCUCGGCGAAGGAAAAUCCACUACUACCAUUGGUCUCGUUCAAGCAUUAGGUGCUCACCUUGAUAAGGUAGCAUUCGCGUGCGUAAGACAACCUUCUCAGGGCCCUACUUUUGGUAUUAAGGGAGGCGCAGCAGGUGGUGGUUAUUCCCAGGUUAUCCCUAUGGACGAAUUCAACUUGCACUUGACUGGUGAUAUUCAUGCUGUCACUGCUGCAAACAACUUGCUUGCCGCUGCUAUUGAUGCUCGUAUGUUCCAUGAAGCCACUCAAAAGGACAAGGCUCUGUUCAACCGAUUGUGUCCCGCCAAAAAGGGUGUCCGCACGUUCGCUCCUGUCAUGCUCAAGCGUCUCCAAAAGCUUGGCAUUAACAAGGAUAAGCCUGAAGAUCUCGACGCUGAUGAAAUCCGUCGUUUCGCACGUCUCGAUAUCGACCCUGAAACCAUCACCUGGCAACGCGUUGUCGAUGUCAAUGACCGCUUCUUGAGAAAAAUCUCCAUCGGUCAAGCUGCUACUGAAAAGGGACAUGAGCGUUCCACUGGUUACGAUAUUUCCGUCGCAAGUGAGGUCAUGGCCAUUCUUGCCCUUGCCACAGACCUUAAGGACAUGCGUGACCGUUUGGGUCGUAUGGUUGUUGCUAGCUCCAAGGCCGGUGACCCCGUUACUGCUGAUGAUAUUGGUAUCGGUGGUGCUUUGACUGUUUUGAUGAAGGAUGCCAUCAAGCCAAAUCUCAUGCAAACCCUUGAAGGAACCCCAGUCCUUGUUCAUGCUGGUCCUUUCGCCAACAUUGCCCACGGUAACUCUUCGGUCAUCGCUGAUAGAAUCGCUCUCAAACUCGCAGGUACCGACGGUGGAGAUAUGGAACCUGGCUACGUUGUAACAGAAGCUGGCUUCGGUGCUGAUAUGGGUAUGGAAAAGUUCUUUGAUAUCAAGUGCAGAGUCUCUGGUUUGGUCCCAGAUGCUGUCGUUCUUGUUGCUACCGUGCGUGCCCUCAAGAUGCAUGGAGGCGCUCCUGAAGUCGUCGCUGGAAAGCCUUUGCCAGAUGCUUACACUGAAGAAAACCUCGAAUUCUUGGAGAAGGGUUGCGCAAACUUGAUGAAGCAUGUGGAAAAUGCAAAGAAGUUUGGUGUUUCCGUUGUUGUUGCCAUCAAUCGAUUCACCUCUGACACACAAGCUGAAUUGGACUUGAUCCGUGCCAAGGCUCUUGAAGCUGGUGCUAACGAUGCUAUCGCUUGUAACCAUUGGGCAAAGGGUGGUGCUGGUGCUAUCGAUCUUGGUGAGGCUGUUAUCAAGGCUUGUGAUCGUGAAAAGCAAUUCAACUUCUUGUACGAUCUUGAACAACCCAUUGAAGCCAAGAUUGAGCAAAUCUGUAAAAAGAUCUACGGUGCUGACGGAAUUGAACUCAGUGAUCUUGCCAAGAAGAAGAUUGAAACAUACACCGCACAAGGCUUUGGGGACUUGCCAAUCUGUAUGGCCAAGACCCAGUACUCUUUCUCUCAUGAUGCUAACCUCAAGGGUGUCCCAACUGGUUUCACCGUACCCAUUCGCGAUAUCAGAGCCUCCGUUGGCGCAGGGUUCCUGUACCCACUCUUGGGCGCUAUGCAGACUAUGCCAGGGUUGCCCACUAGACCAUGUUUCUUUGAUGUAGAUCUUGAUGAGGAUGGCCAGGUUGUUGGCUUGUUUUAAAUCGAAACUGUAGAUUACCAUUCCCUUAUGUUAUUUUCAGUGCCACUAAACUACAGGAUCGACUAGAUAAUGGUCGUGCCUGAAUAAUGUAUUCUUUUUGGUUGUUUGUGAGUGUGUAUGGAUUUUAGUAUGAGAGGAUGUGAGUCAUUACGAGUGUUGUUUACUCUUUUAAAGCAAAAAAGAUGUAAUUAGAGAGCGCC